Messenger RNA from Brienomyrus brachyistius, 2633 nucleotides. RefSeq names its product glutamic-oxaloacetic transaminase 1, soluble (gene got1). Gene Ontology annotation, cellular component: cytosol. Bases 131 to 1363 code for a protein of 410 amino acids. Gene Ontology annotation, biological process: L-aspartate biosynthetic process. The transcript is spliced from 9 exons. The record is from RefSeq and is a predicted model, not a curated record. Lineage: Eukaryota; Metazoa; Chordata; Actinopteri; Osteoglossiformes; Mormyridae. Gene Ontology annotation, molecular function: pyridoxal phosphate binding; L-aspartate:2-oxoglutarate transaminase activity.
CGCGCCUCCGCCCGUUUCUCCGGAGACUCCGGCUGAAGGUGAAAGUCGCCCGUUCUGCUGCUGCCUAAUUCCGCGUCGGUCAUCUGUAGAGUCCCGCUGUACCUGUUUUCCCCGCUUCUCAGAAACCGCUAUGUCGGUGUUCAGCGAAGUCCCGCAAGCCGCACCCGUGGCUGUUUUCAAGCUCACGGCAGACUUUCGGGAGGACACCGACCCGAGAAAGGUCAACUUGGGUGUAGGAGCUUACAGGACAGAUGACUGCCAGCCGUGGGUGCUGCCUGUGGUGAAGAAGGUAGAGCAGAUGAUUGUGGAGGACCAGAGCCUCAAUCACGAGUACCUGCCCAUCCUGGGGCUGCCAGAAUUUCGUUCUAGUUCAUCCAAGAUUGCUUUGGGGGAGGAGAGCCCUGCCAUCAAAGAGAAGCGGGUGGGAGGUGUCCAGUGCCUGGGAGGUACUGGGGCCCUGAAGGUUGGAGCAGAGUUUCUUCGACGCUGGUACAACGGCAAUAACAACACAGGAACGCCCGUCUAUGUGUCGACACCGACGUGGGAGAACCACAAUGGUGUGUUCACUGAUGCUGGAUUCCAGGACAUCCGGACGUACAGGUACUGGGAGCCCGAGAAGCGUGGGCUGGCUCUGGCCGGCUUCCUGGCUGACCUGGAGAAUGCUCCGGAACGUUCCAUCAUCCUGCUACACGCCUGCGCCCACAACCCGACCGGCACUGACCCCACCCAGGAGGAGUGGAUGCAGAUUGCAGAUGUGAUGAAGAGGCGGAGUCUCUUCCCCUUCUUUGACUCCGCCUACCAAGGCUUCGCCUCUGGGAGCCUGGAGAAGGAUGCCUGGGCUGUCCGUUACUUUGUCUCCCAGGGCUUUGAGAUCUUCUGUGCUCAGUCCUUCUCCAAGAACUUUGGACUGUACAACGAGAGAGUGGGGAACCUCACUGUUGUGGCCAGCGAUGGCGAGAACCUGGCCCGUGUCCUGACCCAGAUGGAGAAGAUCGUCAGGACCACUUGGUCCAACCCCCCUUCGCAGGGUGCCCGUCUAGUCGCUGUCACACUGACCACGCCGGAGCUGUUUGAGGAAUGGAAGGGCAACGUGAAAACCAUGGCGGACAGGGUUCUGCUGAUGAGGGCGCAGCUGAAGGCCAAGCUACAGGCCCUGGGGACCCCUGGCACCUGGGACCACAUCACCCAGCAGAUCGGCAUGUUCAGCUUCACCGGCCUCAACCCUAAGCAAGUCGAGUUCCUGAUCAAGGAGAAGCACAUCUACCUGAUGGCGAGCGGUCGCAUCAACAUGUGCGGCCUGACCAGCAAGAACAUGGACUACGUGGCCGAGUCCAUCCAUGAGGCUGUCACCAAGAUCCCGUAGGAGGGGCUUCCCCACCUCGCGCCGGCCACCCUGCUGCCCCUAGUACUUCCCGUCCCUGCUUCCGUUAUCAUGCACUUGAUGGAGAAAGAAAAUGGGGGAGGUGGGGGGGUGUUUUCAUAGCAGAUAGUCCCACAAAGCACAUGUCAUUUCAGAUAAUUGCUGAGUAUGGAAGGAAGAGAAUUCGUUCAUGUUUUAGUCAGUGUGUGAUAUUUCUGUGAGUGUUUGUGCAUCUUGUCGGUCUUAUGGGUUUAGUGAGUGUUUUCCUUUUUUUUUUUUUUUUUUUUUUAAAUUCAGGGUUUCUGAGUACUUUCAUUCACAGUGGGGGUUGGGAGAACGAUGUCAUUUUCAAAGGCAUUCGGUUGCUAGGCAAUGUUCUGCAAACUGGCCCAAUGUGCGCUGCUGUUCCUAAGAGCCGGAGGAGUGACCUAAUCUGUAACUCUCCAGCCUUCAAAUGGGGCGGAAGAAUCCUUUCCCACAUUCACGAGGAAUAAAGCAUGAUGAAUCGCCAUGGAAACGCAUGAUGUCACAGUCACGCGCACUUGGUGACACUGGAUAACAUCAAAGUGAGACAGUGCUUCCAAGGUAAUUUAAUUCCUGGCGAUUUAAUCUUUAAUCUUUUACUUUACCAACAUUAUGUGUCAUAUAAAUACUCAAAUUCUUGGCCAUUUUACACAUCGUGAGUGGCGUAUACCUUCGUUGACUUUAAGAAUAAUCGUGUGAAAGUCUGUACUUGAAAGAAUGGCACUGAGACACUGUCUGAAUGAUGUGAUGCAGAAAUUGCUGUUUUCUCCAUUUCUGUUAAAUCUGCAAAAAAAGACAUUUUACAAAUGUACAAUAAAGAAAUUCAACCUGCAGUCUUAUUUAGCCCUGGUUUUACGCUGUCUGGUUAUGUAUGGCUUCUGGGAUCCCAAACAUAUGCCAGUAAUGUGGAAAUACAGAUAUAUUUAUUUGUAACAUAUGUCAGGUUGUACUGCAUAUAAGAAAAGAAAUGGCUGCCUGACUACAUUACCCAUAGUCUCAGUUGGUGACCCUGACCUGUGGUGCAGGGUCACAAAGGAUGCUGGGUAAAGUAGUUUCAGCAGAUAGACUGUCUGCAUGUUGCUUCAGUUAUUGGUUUCAUCCAGCGCUCCUUUGCUGCGUGUGCCACCUCUACCCGUAUGUCCUCCAAAGCAAGCAAACAAUGUAUGUUCCUGUGCAUGAACCGGCUUCUAUGCACCACAAUGUCAUGCUGUAGGAUGUUGCAAUAAAAGUGAAUUAAUUCAAAAAUAAA